ACAGUCUUCCCCCGGCAACCCGGCCGCGUUGCCAUAGUGACGGGAGGCACGGAGGGAAUCGGCUUGGCGACCUCCAAGCGCCUGGCGCUCCUGGGCAUGCAUGUGAUCAUAGUGGAGUUCUCCUACUGCGACCUGGCGUCCAUGCGUUCCAUCCGGGAAUUCGUCCUCAAGUUCAAGGAGAAGAAAUUGCCUCUCCACGUGCUGAUCAAUAAUGCCGGCGUGAUGAUGGUCCCCCAGAGGGAGACGGCGGACGGGUUUGAGGAACACUUCGGCCUGAACUACCUGGGUCACUUCCUGCUCACCAACCUGCUCCUGGACACCCUGAGGGAGUCGGGGUGCCCCGGCCGCAGCGCCCGGGUGGUGAGCGUGUCGUCGGCGACGCACUACGUCGGGGAGCUGGCCCUGGACGACCUUCAGAGCAGGUGGGUGCAGGUGGGCGUCCGUCCGUCCGUCCGGACAGCGAUGCUUUGAGUUCAAGGUCACCUGGCCCUGCAGACACUCGGACACUCCGGGCUCCGCCCUCCUGAUCAGAUCGACGGUUGUUCAUGUCACCA
This is a messenger RNA of Myotis davidii, 554 nucleotides long. Its product is annotated as dehydrogenase/reductase SDR family member on chromosome X. The transcript has 3 exons. NCBI's taxonomy places the organism in Eukaryota, Metazoa, Chordata, Mammalia, Chiroptera, Vespertilionidae. Bases 97 to 471 code for a protein of 124 amino acids. The record is from RefSeq and is a predicted model, not a curated record.